AUGAGUGGUAAAGUGCACUAUCUUAUGGACACGGCGAACGCUCCGGUGAAGGGGACUCCAGCAGAUCGCACCGAGGCUUUACUGCCGAUUUUAAUCAGUUUAGCUGUCGACAUCGUCAGCCAACUGCAAAGCAAUUCUUCAGGGGUUUCGGUACUUGCUGACCUUAAUUCAAGCUCUGAGGCUGUCCUUCGUGCCAUUUCGUGCAAAGCGUCGCUCGCUAAUCAAACCCGCGCCAGCAUCUGCACAAAAUCGACGGUUCCUAGCCCUUUCAGCACCCCUGGAAGCGCUUGUAGAACCUAUUGCGUUUCUUGCAAGCCGAUGGACGCCCCACAGUCCAACGUCCACGUGAAGAUACUGCAGAUAUUAGACCGCUUCCAUCCGUCUUGCAAAAUUCGGUUAAUCAGCGCAUUGGGCCAAACGUAUCUUCCUUCGGACUCCAAUGAGAGGAAAACAGAGUCCUCCCAUACAUGUGGCUUGAAAGUAUCGUCCGUGAUGAACAGAGAGCUUCCUAAGGGGAAUACCUGGUUUACCAAUACUGGGCACUCUGGUGCCAUGAGUUAUUUCCUGGGUCGCCAGCCCCGUACAUCCUAUCUGUGGGGCGUAAUCGGGGUGCAAGAUCAGAGAUUAGGUAAUCGAUAA
Molecule: messenger RNA, 639 nt
Organism: Ogataea angusta
Lineage: Eukaryota; Fungi; Ascomycota; Pichiomycetes; Pichiales; Pichiaceae
Exons: 1
Coding region: 1-639 (212 amino acids)
Source: RefSeq, a predicted model, not a curated record